ACACGUGACGAAAACACGGGACUCCAAUAGUUACAUAAGUUUUCUCAACACCUUGUCGACCUUUUCUAAAAAUGGAACGCAUCUCUACCGCAAACUAUAACUGUCAGCUGUCAAAACAAAAGUGAAGUUAGUUAGUGUGUGAGUGAAGUGCGUGCGAGUGUUCCGUGAUGGCUUUGAGGUCUGUGAUAUCUUCUAAAAUACCAAUGGUGAUUAUUUUGGGUGCAACAGGUACGGGAAAAACUAAAUUGGGCGUGGAAUUGGCCCAAAAAUUUGGUACGGAAAUCAUCAGCGCAGAUUCGAUGCAGAUCUACAAAGGCCUGGACAUCGUGACGGCCAAGGCGUCUCGUCAGGAGCGCGAGCUGGUGACGCAUCACCUGCUGGAUAUCUUGGAGCCCCAUCAGAUGUUCACCGUCGUCGACUUCAGAGCAAGGGCUCUUAAGAUUAUUGAAAAUUUAACGAAACAGGGCAAAAUACCCAUUAUAGUUGGAGGAACAAACUAUUACAUAGAAUCUAUAGUAUAUCAGAUACUAGUCGAACAUACCGACGACUCUGACGAAUUACUAUGGGAUAAGAGCAAGAGAAAGAGACAUUUUGAUGAAACGGAUGUCAUGAGUGAAGGAGAUAGUAAGAGGCUUGCCAAUGCAUGUGAUGAUUCUAAAGAUAAUAAAGAAGUUUCAACACUCGAAUCAAAUUUAAAAGAUAGUAAUUCAAAAGUUACAGCCAAUUCUACGCUAGAAUCUGAAGUAAAAGAUAACAAUUCUAAACAAGAAGUCGAUUCGAUAUCAGAAUCUGAAGUAAAAGAUAAUAUAACCACACCAAAAGGUGAAGAAAAGAAUAUUAUAGAUAUAGAAACGUUAAAAGACGACAUAGACAAUGAGAGUAAGUUUACAAAUGAAGAGAUACAUUCCAAAUUGAAGGCAAUUGAUCCUGUCAUGGCUUCGAGGCUACAUCCUAAUAACAGGCGAAAAGUAUUGAGAGCAAUAGAGGUGUGGCUCAAGACUGGUCGGCGACACAGCGAGGUCCUGGACGAGCAGAAGAUUAGUGAAGGCCAGCUAAGAAGGCCGGGAGCUACCAUCAUACUCUGGUUGAAGUGUGAACAGAGCGUCCACGACGAGCGCCUGAACGCCAGAGUAGACGCCAUGCUGGAAGACGGCCUCAUUGAGGAACUGCUCCAUUUCCACGACAGACACAACAAACAGAGGAUUAAGGAGGGCAAACCACCCGACUACACAAAAGGAGUAUUCCAAACACUAGGGCUAAAGGAGUUUCACGAAUACCUAAUGCUUCCCCCAGAUAAGAAAAACACCGACGAAGGAAAAAAGCUCCUGCAAGAAAGUAUAGCGAACAUGAAAUUAGGGACCAGGAGGUACGCAAGACGCCAAAACAAGAUGGUUAGGGGAAGAUUUUUGGAACACCCUUCUAGAGAGGUUCCAGCAAUUUAUGAACUGGACACAACCGAUCUUUCCAAAUGGGAUGAUGAAGUCAAAAAUAAAGCUAUUACCAUCAUAGACAGUUUCCUUAAUGAAUCUUCAUGCCAAUACGAGCCUUUAAAACAAUGUAUUUCUGAAGACAAGAGAGGUAUUGAUGGCCAUUCAUGCAACUAUUGUGAGGUUUGUGAAAGGCUUAUUAUUGGAGAUAAAGAAUUCUCAAUUCACCUUAAAUCUCAUAAGCACAUGCGUGUAAUGAAGAAGAAGAAACAGAUGGCUCUGUACUUGGAAAAACAGAAAUUAGCAGCACAAUCUGAAAAUAUAGAAUAGAAAAGAAGUGAAUACUAGUUUAAUAUGCAUCUUGUACCAAAUACUAGGUGAUAAGAACUUCAGUUGUUUAAUUUUAGAUGUUUUCCUUAGUUUUAAUUAUCGUUUCAUGUUGAUGUUGAUGACAAGAUAAUAAAUAAAAAGAUAAUUACAAUAAA
Molecule: messenger RNA, 1912 nt
Organism: Maniola jurtina (meadow brown)
Lineage: Eukaryota; Metazoa; Arthropoda; Insecta; Lepidoptera; Nymphalidae
Product: tRNA dimethylallyltransferase
Exons: 7
Coding region: 168-1757 (529 amino acids)
Biological process (GO): tRNA modification
Cellular component (GO): mitochondrion
Molecular function (GO): tRNA dimethylallyltransferase activity
Source: RefSeq, a predicted model, not a curated record